AGCACCAAACCCAACCCCAACCAGAUCAUCUCGGUGGGCUCCAAACCCGGUGUCAACGGGGCCGGAUUCCAGAAAGGGCUGAGCUGUGAAAGCUGCCACACGUCCCAGUCCCCCCAGUGGUACGCCUGGGGCCCCCCCAACAUGCAGUGCCGCCUCUGUGCCUCCUGCUGGAUCUACUGGAAGAAAUACGGGGUUAAGACCCCCACUCAGCUGGAGGGGGUGACCCGCAGUGCCUCGGAGCCCCACUCCCGAGGUCACCUGUCCCGGCCCGAGGCUCAGUCGCUGUCCCCGUACACGACGAGUGCCAGCCGUGCCAAGCUGCUGGCCAAGAACCGCCAGACGUUCCUGCUGCAAACCACGCGGCUGACGCGGCUCUCGCGCCGCCUGUGCCGGGACGUGCUGCAGCCGCGGCGGGCGGCGCGCCGGCCCUACGCCCCCAUCAACGCCAACGCCAUCAAGGCCGAGUGCUCCAUCCGGCUGCCCAAGGCUGCCAAAGCCCCCCUGAAGAUUCACCCGCUGACCCGGCUGCCCCUCGCCGCCAUCGUCAAGGAGCUGGCCGCUCAAGCCCCCCUGAAGCCGAACCCCCGAGGCACCAAGACCCCGAUCAACCGGAACCAGCUGAGCCAGAGCCGGGGGCUGGCAGGGCUGGGGGCAAGAGGGGCUACGAGGGGGGGGGUCGGAACGGCGGCGCUGCCGUUCUCGGCCAAUGGGCGCCCCCUGGCGGCCGCGCUGCGCCCCGCGCCUCCCCCCGGCACCAAACGGCAGAAACUGAACCCGGCGGACGCCCCCAACCCCGUGGUGUUCGUGGCCACCAAGGACACUCGGGCGCUGCGGAAGGCACUGACACACCUGGAGCUCCGUCGGGCUGCCCGGCGCCCCAACCUCCCCCUGAAGGUGAAACCGGGGCUUCCCCUGCGCCCGGGGGGGGCCCUGGCGCCCCCCGCUCCCCCCCACCCCGCCAGCACCUCGGAGCCCAUCGUGCUCGAGGACUGACCCCCACCCCCCAGCGCCCCCGGCCCGGCCCCUUUUAUAUUUUUUUAUUUCCAUAGAAAAAUCUCGCGGGGGGGGAGUUGGGGGGGGGUCCGGAGCCCCUCCCCCGCUGUCCUUUCUGGCCCCUCCCCCCCCCCAAACCCCUCCCGCGGACCCCUUUUGUACGUGGAGCGACGCCCCCGGUUUUGUAUCUCGGGCUGUCCCGGUUCUGUAGCGACAGGAAAUAAACGCGAUGAGUUUUUUCUUCA
Molecule: messenger RNA, 1238 nt
Organism: Cinclus cinclus
Lineage: Eukaryota; Metazoa; Chordata; Aves; Passeriformes; Cinclidae
Gene: MTA2
Product: metastasis associated 1 family member 2
Biological process (GO): negative regulation of transcription by RNA polymerase II
Cellular component (GO): NuRD complex; nucleoplasm
Molecular function (GO): histone deacetylase binding; transcription coactivator activity; sequence-specific DNA binding
Source: RefSeq, a predicted model, not a curated record